CCGAAUACGCCCACAGCACGGUAACGCCUUAGCGUAAUGCUUGUAACCUUAUCUGACUUCAUGUGACAAUACUGACGCAACACCUGUCGGCUAGCGAAUUUACUAACUCAGCUUCCUGGUGUAAGUUCUGGGCGCACUGACGUAAGUUCGAUUAUUCUUGUGCUCCUGUAUCGAUCAUUCAUCGUUACUUUAAAAAAAUUAAUCUUUCUGUAGGGACAGCAGCAAUGGGCGCUGUGCUGAGUUACUUCUGGGAAAGAGAGGACCCUCAAACGGACAUUCCUGACCCCCAGACGGGUCUAACUCAACGAGAGCGUCAGGCCGUGGUCAGUACGUGGGCUGUAGUGAAAUUGGAUGCCAAACGAACUGGCGUCGAACUCUUCAUGCGGUUAUUCGAGGCGCACCCAGAGUAUCAGAAACGAUUCCCGAGUUUCCGAGGCAUGAACCUCACGGAGCUCAGGGGCAGCACGAAGUUGUCUGCUCACGCUACGAACGUCAUGUACUCGCUGACGGGCGUGGUGGACAACCUGGAGGACCCGGAGUGCCUCACGGAGCUGCUCAGGAAGUUAGGAGAGAACCACAGACGCCAUGAAAUCACCGAGAAAGAAUUUCGUGAUCUAAAAGUGGUACUGAUGGACCUGUUGAAAGAGAAGCUUGGAGAGCAACUGACACCACAAGGAGAGAGAGCGUGGAAUAAGACAGUGGAUCUCGCUUACACAUUCAUAUUUCAAGGGCUGAAGAAACGCGAGACCUCUAACGUGACGCAACAGUACGCAAGUGUUGCGUAGUGGCACCAAGGAACGACCACGAUAGUUGAUUUUCCAUCUGUUAAAUUAAAUUACAGAGACAACGUCCGUUGCUGGUAUGAAGCACGUGUAAUGGUUGAGAAACAGAGCAAACAAUUAGAGGAUUUACCAAUUAUUUAUCUAACAGUAUAUGACAAUAACCACAGGGCCGCAAUAGAAUUUCUCGAGGCCCCUAAAACUGAGAAAAUAAAAGAACUGUAGAAAUAAUUAUUAAUAAAUAUUAACAAUU
Molecule: messenger RNA, 1032 nt
Organism: Cryptotermes secundus
Lineage: Eukaryota; Metazoa; Arthropoda; Insecta; Blattodea; Kalotermitidae
Product: globin D, coelomic
Exons: 4
Coding region: 225-785 (186 amino acids)
Biological process (GO): oxygen transport
Cellular component (GO): extracellular region; hemoglobin complex
Molecular function (GO): oxygen binding; heme binding
Source: RefSeq, a predicted model, not a curated record